AAUCUCAGUAUUUCUGACUACUGAGUCACUUAUCCAUAAUGGAGAUGGGGAUGGAUAAUCUUCAUAGCACUGGGGUUUAUGUUGUAAAGUAUCUCCAGGAAAACUUCAUAAAGUCCCAAGACUGGUUUGUUUUUGUCUCCUUUGCUGCUGAUCUCAAAAACACCUUCUUAAUAUUAUUCCCAAUCUGGUUCCACAUAAGUGAGUCGGUGGGAGUCAAGCUCGUCUGGGUGGCUGUUAUAGGGGAUUGGCUCAACCUUGUCUUCAAGUGGAUCCUUUUUGGACAGAGGCCAUACUGGUGGGUACAUGAAACGACUUUCUUCGUUAAUAACUCAGCUCCUACCAUCCUCCAGUUCCCUGUGACAUGUGAGACUGGACCAGGAAGUCCCUCUGGACAUGCCAUGGGUUCUUCUGCUGUAUACUACGUGAUGGCUCAUGCUGUGCUUUCAGUUCUUCUUGAAAACAAGACUACCCUCAGGAGCCAGUUUCAGCGCUGGGCCUUGUGGCUGUUUUUUUGGAGCGUGCAGGUUAACGUCUGUCUGUCUCGCGUAUUUGUGGCAGCACAUUUCCCACAUCAAGUUAUUGCUGGUGUAUGUUCAGGCAUGCUGGUUGCUAAAAUAUUCAACCAUGUCCAUUGUAUCUACAAUGUCAGUUUCAAAAGAUAUAUAUAUGCUACACUUUUUCUUUUUUUCUUUGCCCUGGGAUUCUACCUGAUCCUAAAGGUUUUUGGAAUAGACCUUCUGUGGGCACUGGAGAAGGCCAAGAGAUGGUGUGCCAGGCCAGAGUGGAUCCACAUUGAUACUACUCCAUUUGCUGGUCUCCUUAGAAACCUGGGUGUCUUCUUUGGCCUUGGGCUGGCGCUUGACACUCAAAUGUACAGGGACAGCUGUAGAGAGAAGAAGGGUGGACAGUUCACCUUCCGCCUUUGCUGCAUUAUGAUUUCUCUGCUGGUUCUCCAUCUCUUUGACUCACUGGAACUUCCCGCUGACAAAGAGAUUCUCUUCUACUUUUUGUCCUUCUGCCGGAGUGUUGCUGUUUCCCUCACUGUUGUGGCAGUUAUCCCUUUCUGCAUAUCUCAUGCUCUCCAGUGGCAAAAAAAGAAAGUCACAUGAUAUGCAUUUGUAUGGAUGCCUGAUCAACAUAGGACAUUAGCAAAUAUCAUAGGUAGUUAUUCUUUUUUGUUAUUAUUACAUAUUCAUAAAUUACUGAUACCGAACAUUUGAUCAGAAUAUUCAAAGGGUUCAGGAAAUCAGGACUAUGUUUGUAAUUUGUAUCUCUGCUGAAGAAAGUGGAAUGGAAAUUUUGACAACAAAAACUUUAAUAAAAAAAAAA
Messenger RNA from Xenopus laevis (African clawed frog), 1329 nucleotides. It is a transcript of the gene g6pc1.2.L, whose product is annotated as glucose-6-phosphatase, catalytic subunit 1, gene 2 L homeolog. Gene Ontology annotation, cellular component: membrane; endoplasmic reticulum membrane. The coding region runs from base 39 to 1109 and encodes 356 amino acids. Gene Ontology annotation, molecular function: glucose-6-phosphatase activity. The transcript is spliced from 5 exons. The record is from RefSeq and is marked provisional. NCBI's taxonomy places the organism in Eukaryota, Metazoa, Chordata, Amphibia, Anura, Pipidae. Gene Ontology annotation, biological process: glucose 6-phosphate metabolic process; chemical homeostasis; gluconeogenesis.